GUUUUCAAAUUUUCAUUUAUUCGAAUUUUUAAAUUCACGAUUUUUCGACUUCGACGUCAUUGUUGUUAACCUUGUUUGUAAUUACGCACAGUGAAGCCUCCAAAACUAAACUAAAAACAAAAAACCUGUUUUAUUAAUAGUUUUAAUUCCCUCACUUCAUAAAGUAAAACAUGCCUAAACACACAGAACUAUUUUCUGUCCAAAGCAACGCUCUGAGUUCAAUUGUAAAAGUAUACAAUAAAACUGAAGAAUCGUUGGCUGAAGAUGUCCUAAACUUAAAAAAAUGGAUGAAAGAUCAGCAUCACCUUCCCGAAAUUUUAGAUGACAAAAGUGUGCAAAAUUUUUUAAUCUUAAAUAAAUGUAACAUAGAAAAAGCAAAAGCUAAAAUUGACAUGUACUACACCUUUCGAAGUCAGGUACCUGAUAUGGUCAAAAAUAUCAAUCCUCGUUGUUCAAUCAUGAAAGAAGUGGCAACGCUAGUAUACCUUGUAUUCUUACCAAAAAUGACCAAGGAUAUGUACAGAGUAUUUGUGGCUAAAUGCCGAACUAAAGACAAACUGGACCAAAUUGAUCUCUACGACGUACUUAAAAUGGCUGCUAACUUGCAAGAAAUAAGGUUAAAAGAAGAUAUCAUGUUCGGAGAUGUGAUCAUUUUUGAUUUAGAAGGGACUUCCGUACGUUUUUUGUCAAAACUGACACCAACUUUUCUGAUGACAUUCAUAACUUUGUAUAAAAAAGUAUAUUCUCUUCCACUGAAAGGUGUGUACUUGAUUAAUAGUGUCCCUUACGUGGAAACGAUACUAACCAUCGUCAAGGCUCUCGUCACACCUAAAUUAUUCGGAAGGAUUCAUGUGUGCAAAGACGCGAAUAUUUUAAAGGAGCACUUUCCUUUAGAGAUGUUACCUAAGGAUUACGGUGGUACCGAAAAGUCAAUCGAGGAAUUGCAUGAAUUAUACCCCCUUAAGUAUCAAGAAUAUCAAGACCGUUUCGAUCUCCUGGAUAAAUUGAGAGUGAAUGAGAGUUUAAGGCCAGCCAGACUUGCAGACGGAAACGACGAAUUUUUGGGAUAUCAUGGCAAUUUUAAAAAGUUAGAGAUUGACUACAUGCCUAAACACACAGAAAUAUUUUCUGUCCAAAGCAACGCUCUGAGUUCAAUUGUAAAAGUAUACAAUAAAACUGAAGAAUCGUUGGCUGAAGAUGUCCUAAACUUAAAAAAAUGGAUGAAAGAUCAGCAUCACCUUCCCGAAAUUUUAGAUGACAAAAGUGUGCAAAAUUUUUUAAUCUUAAAUAAAUGUAACAAAGAAAAAGCAAAAGCUAAAAUUGACAUGUACUACACCUUUCGAAGUCAGGUACCUGAUAUGGUCAAAAAUAUCAAUCCUCGUUGUUCAAUCAUGAAAGAAGUGGCAACGCUAGUAUACCUUGUAUUCUUACCAAAAAUGACCAAGGAUAUGUACAGAGUAUUUGUGGCUAAAUGCCGAACUAAAGACAAACUGGACCAAAUUGAUCUCUACGACGCACUUAAAAUGGCUGCUAACUUGCAAGAAAUAAGGUUAAAAGAAGAUAUCAUGUUCGGAGAUGUGAUAAUUUUUGACUUAGAAGGGACUUCCGUACGUUACUUGUUAAAACUGACACCAACUUUUCUUAUGACAUUCAUAAAUUUGUAUACAAAAGUAUAUUCUCUUCCAGUGAAGGGUGUGUACUUAAUUAAUAGUGUCCCUUACGUGGACACGCUACUAAGCAUCAUCAAGGCUCUCGUCUCACCUAAAAUAUUCGAAAGGAUUCAUGUGUCUAAAGACGCGAAUAUUUUAAAGGAGCACUUUCCUUUAGAGAUGUUACCAAGGGAUUACGGUGGUACCGAAAAGUCAAUCGAGGAAUUGCAUGAAUUAUACCCCCUUAAGUAUCAAGAAUAUCAAGACCGUUUCGAUCUCCUGGAUAAAUUGAGAGUGAAUGAGAGUUUAAGGCCAGCCAGACUUGCAGACGAAAACGACGAAUUUUUGGGAUAUCAUGGCAAUUUUAAAACGUUAAACAUUGACUAAAAUUUAUUUUGCACUUUAUCGAAAUAUUGUUUUCCAUGCUUAUUAUCCGUUCAUGAAAAUCUAGUGAGUUUGUUGGUAUUCGAUGCAGAAGAACAAAAAUUCCCUGAACUUUUUUCGUUAGGUUAUGUUUUAUUAGAUUAAGGGUUUAAAAAUAUGUCAGAAAUAUAAAUAAACAUUUGACAUCUGACAAAAUUAAAACAUUUGUAGAAAAGUGGCAAUCCAGCUUAAAGCAAAUGUCAAUCAGACUACUGACAGACAAAAAACUAAAUCAUCAAAUCAGUUUAUCCAACUUAAAGAAAAAAUAUCAAAACCUAC
This is a messenger RNA of Zophobas morio, 2351 nucleotides long. RefSeq lists its product as uncharacterized. The record is from RefSeq and is a predicted model, not a curated record. Gene Ontology annotation, molecular function: phosphatidylinositol bisphosphate binding. The transcript is spliced from 10 exons. NCBI's taxonomy places the organism in Eukaryota, Metazoa, Arthropoda, Insecta, Coleoptera, Tenebrionidae. Gene Ontology annotation, cellular component: membrane. Bases 171 to 2036 code for a protein of 621 amino acids.